This is a messenger RNA of Heteronotia binoei (common prickly gecko), 1665 nucleotides long. RefSeq names its product isocitrate dehydrogenase (NAD(+)) 3 non-catalytic subunit gamma (gene IDH3G). Bases 310 to 1488 code for a protein of 392 amino acids. The transcript is spliced from 14 exons. Gene Ontology annotation, molecular function: magnesium ion binding; oxidoreductase activity, acting on the CH-OH group of donors, NAD or NADP as acceptor; NAD binding. Gene Ontology annotation, biological process: tricarboxylic acid cycle; isocitrate metabolic process. The record is from RefSeq and is a predicted model, not a curated record. Gene Ontology annotation, cellular component: mitochondrion. Lineage: Eukaryota; Metazoa; Chordata; Lepidosauria; Squamata; Gekkonidae.
UACAUUCUGAAUAAAACUUAAAUUGGUCUUAAAGGUGCAUUUGUCUACUGCUUUGUUCCGGUUUGAGUAUACGGAAUGUUUUCUGUGGUGUGAUAUUGUCUCCUCAGGCCUCACUAUGCCGCGGCGUAUUUCUGAGGAGUUUCAUGGAGCGCAAAUAAAAUUAAAAUAAUUAAUAAUUGUGGGGGGGGGGGGAAAAUGGGGUGACUUCGUUGCGCAUGCGCGACUUUCCGCCAACUUUCGUGAGACUUGGGCGCUGGUCUCGCGGGAGCUAGACAACGGUUUCUUCACCUCCGCGCGCAGUCUUCAAGGAUGGCCGUUUCGGUGACUUUGACGACGCUCGCCAGGCCGGUUUGGAAGCCGAUUUUGCUGGCCCCUCGCCUGGUACAGACCAUAUCAGAUGUCAAUCGUAGGAAUGUGACCUCGCAGCAGACUAUCCCGCCCCCUGCUAAAUAUGGGGGGCGCCAUACUGUGACGAUGAUCCCUGGAGAUGGGAUCGGGCCAGAACUCAUGCUGCACGUCAAGGAGAUAUUCAGGCAUGCCUGUGUGCCAGUGGACUUUGAGGAGGUUCUAGUGAGCUCAGAGGCCUCUGACAGGGACAUCCAGAACGCCAUCAUGGCCAUCCGGCGAAACCGAGUGGCCCUCAAAGGAAACCUGGAGACAAACCAUAACAUGCCGCCUUCUCACAAGUCCAGGAAUAACAUUCUACGCACUAGCCUGGAUCUCUUUGCGAACGUGAUCCACUGCAAGAGCCUCCCGGGCGUGGCAACCCGCCAUCAGGACAUCGACAUCCUCAUGGUCCGGGAGAACACGGAGGGAGAGUACAGCAGCCUGGAGCACGAGAGUGUCUCUGGUGUGGUGGAGAGCCUGAAGAUCAUCACCAAGACCAAGUCGUUGCGCAUAGCCCAGUACGCCUUCCAGCUGGCGAAGGAAACCGGGCGGAAAAAGGUGACGGCUGUUCACAAGGCCAACAUUAUGAAGCUGGGCGACGGUCUCUUUCUCCAGUGUUGCAAAGAAGUGGCUGCUAACUACCCAGACAUCACCUUUGGCAGCAUGAUUGUAGACAACACCACCAUGCAGCUGGUCUCCCGCCCGCAGCAGUUUGACGUCAUGGUCAUGCCUAACCUCUACGGCAACAUCGUCAACAAUGUCUGCGCCGGACUGGUCGGGGGCCCGGGCUUGGUGCCGGGUGCCAAUUACGGACGUGACUAUGCCGUUUUCGAAACGGCUACUCGCAAUACGGGCAAGAGCAUCGCCAACAAGAACAUCGCGAACCCUACGGCGAUGCUGCUCGCCAGCUGCAUGAUGCUGGACCAUCUCAAGCUACACAGCUACGCCUCCAUGAUCCGCAAGGCAGUCCUGGCUUCCUUGGAUGAUUUGAAGACCCACACACCAGAUAUCGGAGGGCAGGGGACGACUUCGGAGGCUGUUCAAUCCAUCCUGAAGCAGAUCCGGGAAUCCGCAGUUAACUUGGCACAGAUCCCAUCCUGAAGCCCGAGAGCGGGGACAACGAAGACACCCCUCCUAAAGGUGGGUUCGCCCCUGCUGUAGGAAGCCGAAGCAGACCCUCCGUUUCCAAACCUCCCGAGCUCUACACUCCGUCUUCUGCGCACAGCCCCUAAGCAGGCAGUUCCUUCUCUCCAAGGAAAUAAACACAAACGUGACGUA